Molecule: messenger RNA, 522 nt
Organism: Hydatigera taeniaeformis
Lineage: Eukaryota; Metazoa; Platyhelminthes; Cestoda; Cyclophyllidea; Taeniidae
Source: the annotation of a GenBank genome assembly
GCCGACGAAAAAGACAAGGUGUAUGAGUACGAAGGCAGUGACGUGGAGGAUGACGAGUCGCCCGCCCCGCCUCCGCCCCCACCACCACCUGCACAAUCCGCCGUUGUUGCUACUUCCAAAGAUCCCUUUGCUGCACCUUUUGGUGGUGCUGGCGCAGCAUUUGCACAGCAUCGCGCCGCCUUCAUUCACCAACAACAGCAACAAGUGGCACGCGGGUCUCGUCCUAGUGCUAUUUCAUCGCGAGGUCAGCCUCAACCCUCCUUCCUUGCUGCGCAGUCACAACACAGAGGUAUACCACCACAGCAGCAUCUGGUGCAGCGCUCGGGUAUGUACCGACCUCCUCCGGCCGUCCAACAGCAACAGCCUCAGCAGCAGCAUCGGAAUUCGCAGGUUUUCAAUGGAGAAGGUGGGACGCGUGGCUCAGUGAUCGAGGCGCCGGGAGAACCGAGCACCGCGGUGGCAGCAGAGGAGCAUACACUGAGACAGAAGUUUGCCCGCUUCCAGGUGCGUUUCAUUGCAUGA